This is a messenger RNA of Ornithorhynchus anatinus (platypus), 5407 nucleotides long. RefSeq names its product ADAM metallopeptidase with thrombospondin type 1 motif 16 (gene ADAMTS16). Gene Ontology annotation, molecular function: metalloendopeptidase activity. Bases 499 to 4182 code for a protein of 1227 amino acids. Gene Ontology annotation, biological process: extracellular matrix organization; proteolysis. The record is from RefSeq and is a predicted model, not a curated record. Lineage: Eukaryota; Metazoa; Chordata; Mammalia; Monotremata; Ornithorhynchidae. The transcript is spliced from 23 exons. Gene Ontology annotation, cellular component: extracellular matrix.
GCGUGUGAAUGCAGCACUCCUCCCAUCUCACUGCUCAGCUCUCCUCCUCCUCCUGUCACCGGGGAGACCCCUCCAGUCCAUCCCAUCCCACCUCCUCCUCCUCCUCCCUCUCCUCCUCCUCCAGCUCUGAGAGCUCCCCGCUGCUGCUUUCUGCUUUCACCGUUCGGGAGAACAAUCCCCACCCCAAUCCCAGCCGGGCGGCAGCGGCUCUGACAGUCAACCUGAGCAUCCGAGUCAGGCCGAAAGGCUGGAAAUCCUUGCAGGCUGGGGCCAGCUCCAGGUCCCCGGCCCUGCAGUCUGCAGCCCCUCCACAGCUGAAGGAAGACACUCCAGACCCUUCCCCUUGAGACUUGGGGGAUCCAGCUGCAUAAAGAGCUCCAAUUAAUUCGAAUCGACCCGAGGAGGCUGCCCAGAGGUGCUGGGGAGGUGUGUUGUAGGAUUAUUUUUUUUUUUUAUAUUCCGCUUUCCACUCUCUGGCAAAGUGGGGAGAACAUCAUCAUGACGUUAAGAAGUUGUGUUUUGCUCUGGCUGCUCCUACUCUUCGAAAUAGAUUUCAAGCGUGCACCUGUGUGUGCCGUGGCGACGACAGCCGGAACUCCCGAAGGCCUUAACCCCCAUCCCUCCCUGCACCCUGAGCUAUUGGACUUGCUAGAAAAGAGUGAAUAUGAAAUCGUGUCAGCCUAUGAAGUAGAUGAAAAUGGAGAUUACAGGUCCCACGAAGUUAUGCAUCAUCAAAGGAGGAAGAGAUCAGCUACCCAUUUGGGGAUUGAUUCGCUCCACCUUCGGCUUCAUGGAUUUGGACAUGACUUCCACAUGGAUCUUAAGACUUCCAAUAGCCUUAUGGCGCCUGGAUUUACAGUACAGACACUGGGGAAGAAUGGUACUAAAUCUGUACACGCUUACCCUCCAGAAGACUUCUGUUUUUAUCAAGGCUUCUUACGAUCACACCGAAACUCCUCAGUAGCACUUUCGACCUGCCAAGGUUUGUCAGGCCUGAUCAGAACCCAGGAAGCAGAUUAUUUCUUGAAACCGCUACCUCUGCACAUAGCACUUAAACAUAAUUAUUCUGCACCCGAUGGACGCCACUCCCACAUACUAUACAAGAGGUCCUUAGAAGCCCAGGCGCCCAGCGAUAAUGAGAUAACGUUGGUUAAGCGGAAGAGAGAAUUGGAAAAUCGCAACGGACUUUAUCGGGAAAAUCAGCGCCUCCACAGUGGAUUUAAUCUCAGGCAUCUACAAAAGCAGCAUUUCUGUGGAAGACGCAAGAAAUAUAUGCCCAAGCCUCCCAGAGAAGAUAUUUUCAUUUUACCAGAUGAAUAUAAAUAUCCAUUAAGGAAGAAGCGCUCUCUCCUGAAGGCCCACAAAAAUAAUGAAUUGAACGUGGAGACACUAGUAGUAGUAGACAAAAAGAUGAUGCAAAACCAUGGUCAUGAAAAUAUCACUACUUACGUCUUGACUAUACUCAAUAUGGUCUCUGCUUUGUUCAAAGAUGGAACAAUAGGAGGUAACAUCAAUAUUGCGAUUGUGGGGCUGAUUCUUCUGGAAGAAGAACAGCCAGGACUUGUCAUCAGUCACCACGCUGACCACACACUGAGUAGCUUCUGCCAGUGGCAGUCUGGCCUGAUGGGAAAGGAUGGCACUCGCCAUGAUCAUGCGGUCUUGCUGACAGGUCUGGACAUUUGUUCCUGGAAGAAUGAACCAUGUGACACACUGGGAUUUGCUCCUAUUAGUGGAAUGUGUAGUAAAUACCGCAGUUGCACUGUGAAUGAAGAUACUGGUCUCGGAUUGGCUUUCACUAUUGCUCAUGAGUCUGGACAUAAUUUUGGCAUGGUUCAUGAUGGAGAGGGAAACAUGUGCAAAAAAUCUGAAGGAAAUAUUAUGUCCCCGACAUUGGCAGGACACAAUGGGGUCUUCUCCUGGUCAUCUUGCAGUCGUCAGUACCUGCAUAAAUUUUUAAGCACCGCUCAAGCCAUAUGCCUUGCUGAUCAGCCUAAGCCUGUGAAUGAAUACAAGUAUCCCGAAAAGCUGCCAGGAGAGCUGUACGAUGCCAACACACAGUGCAAGUGGCAAUUUGGGGAGAAGGCCAAGCUGUGCAUGUUGGACUUUAAAAAGGAUAUUUGUAAAGCUCUCUGGUGCCAUCGGAUUGGAAGAAAAUGUGAGACUAAAUUUAUGCCAGCUGCAGAAGGCACUAUUUGUGGGCAUGACAUGUGGUGCCGAGGUGGCCAAUGUGUGAAAUAUGGUGACGAAGGCCCCAAGCCCACUCAUGGCCACUGGUCGGAUUGGUCUCAUUGGUCUCCAUGUUCUAGAACAUGUGGAGGAGGAGUGUCUCACAGAGACCGACACUGCACUAAUCCAAGACCGUCACACGGGGGAAAAUUUUGUGAGGGCUCCACGCGAAUGCUAAAACUUUGUAACAGCCAAAAUUGUCCUAAAAACAGCAUUGACUUUAGAGCCAUUCAGUGUGCAGAAUACAACAGUAAGCAAUUCAGAGGAUGGUACUACAAAUGGAAACCGUACACACAAGUAGAAGAUCAGGAUUUGUGCAAGCUCUACUGUAUUGCAGAAGGAUUUGAUUUCUUCUUUUCUCUGUCAAACAAAGUCAAAGAUGGGACACCGUGCUCAGAGGACAGCCGUAAUGUGUGUAUAGAUGGGAUAUGUGAGACAGUUGGAUGUGACCAUGUCUUGGGUUCCAGUGCUGUAGAAGAUGUCUGUGGGGUUUGCAAAGGGAAUAACUCAAGCUGCCGAACUUUUAAGGGCCAAUACACCAAACACCACUAUACAAACCAGUACUACCAGGUAGUCACAAUUCCUUCUGGUGCCCGGAGCAUUCGCAUUUAUGAAAUGAACACGUCCACAUCCUAUAUUUCCAUCCGCAACUCUCAGAAAAAAUAUUAUCUAAACGGCUAUUGGACAGUUGACUGGUCUGGUCGAUACAAAUUUUCGGGUGCUGUCUUCGACUACAGACGGUCCUAUAAUCAAUCGGAAACUUUAACAUCCGCUGGACCUACCAACGAAUCUCUGAUAGUAGAGCUUCUGUUCCAGGGCCGUAACCCGGGAAUUGCCUGGGAAUACUCCAUUCCUAAGUGGGAAAACGAAAGAAAACCUGGAUCCAGGCACAACUAUACAUGGGCGGUCAUCCGUUCUGAGUGCUCGGCUUCGUGCGGUGGAGGUCAGAUGACCACAAGAGAAGGCUGUUACAGAGACAUGAGAGUACAAGUAAAUACAUCAUUUUGCAAUCCCAGGACUCGACCAGUCACGGGACUCAUCCCUUGCAAAAUGCCCGCUUGUCCUCCCAGCUGGUCGGUGGGCAACUGGAGCAUCUGCAGCCGGACCUGUGGCCUGGGAGAGCAGUUCAGACUCAUCCACUGCAUGCAGAGAAUUCACUCCAAGCCGGAGCCUGUCUCCACCUCCCUCUGCUCACUUCCCAUCCCAGCCAGCCGUCAGACCUGCAAUCCCCACAGCUGCCCACCUGCUUGGAGUGUGGGGUCCUGGUCAGAAUGUUCGCGAACAUGUGGCAAAGGGUGGAAAAAAAGAAUGGUUGUCUGCAAGAGUACCAAUCCCUCAGCCCGGGCCCAGAUUCUGCCUGAUAGUGCUUGCACCACAGAACUGAAACCCAAAACUCAAGAAGCUUGUGUCCUCAGGCGCUGCCAUAAACACAAGAAGUUACAGUGGUUUGUGUCUGCGUGGUCAGAGUGUUCAGUAACUUGUGAAAAAGGAGUCCAAAAAAGAUUGUUAAAAUGUGCAGAAAAAUAUGUUUCUGGCAAAUACAGAGAGCUUGCUUCAAAGAAAUGUUCCCAUCUGCUGAAGCCAAAUCUGGAGUUGGAAAAAGAAUGCACCUUGUCUUCCUGUCCAAAGCACCGGGCCUUCCCUGCAGUGAGCCAGGCUCACGGGAGCUGGUAUUCCUCUCCCUGGUCUCAGUGCACGGCGACAUGCGGCGGUGGGGUUCAGGUGCGAUCCGUGCAAUGCUUAGCGAGCGGCAGGCCUGCGAUAGGCUGCUUUCUGCACCAGAAGCCGAUCUCCUCCCAAGCCUGCCACACCCACUUCUGCCCCAUCCCGGAGAAAAAAGACGCCUUCUGCCGAGACUACUUCAACUGGUGCUAUCUGGUGCCUCAGCACGGCGUGUGCAACCACAAGUUUUAUGGCAAACAAUGCUGCAAAUCUUGUUCCAAAUCUAACUUGUAAAGGAGAACUGGUUCCCACGAUGGGGAGAAUAUAUAUUUUCAGUACAAAAUGAUCUGCACAUUCUGAACUGGGCUGUGCCCAAAGAAGAGAAAAAUCCCAAGAAUAACUUUCUUUGGUUGUCUGACUUCUGACUUGCUUUUUGUCUUGACCUGAACGCUCUCACCCCCGCCCCCUCCAGACCCACAUGCGCGCACACACACACACACGGUAUUGUGCUAUUUAAACAUGGAAGCCUUAUAAAACUCUUUUGCAGUAUUGUAGCAGAAGGCAAGCCUAGCAGCACCGCGAUCCUGCUCCAAAGGAGAAAAUGAAAAGAGCAGCAUCGCGGAAGAAUGGGGUUUGUGCAAAAAAGAACCCUAUCUCUCCCCCUGACUCCCAACCCCAAACCUUCCCGCCUUCCCCAUUCUAUCCAUGUUGAACUCAUACAGGCGCAGGGUUCUUAAGAAGCAAAAAUACGCCAAAAGAAGUACGCAAAACCCUCCGGCACGGGCAUAUCCUUUCACGUCUCAUCCCACUGAAACGGAGAGGCUGCUUCAGAGAGACACGGGUCUCGCUCAGGAACAAAUGUCCUUAACAAUCCAGCAUUGAGAAGCAAAUUCUUCCACAGUUGUUUGCCGACUGCCCUUUAUACCUGUCAGUGGCCGUGUCUUUUAUUUUAUCUUCUGAGGACCUUUAAAUUUCCACCUGCACACUGGAGUCCCUUCCGCCAGAGAAGGAUCGGACUUAGCAGCUCGGCGUCUCGUUCUUACGUUGUGGAUGUGGGAAGAGGAAAACAAACUCUUUUUGAAGGUGCUUUCUUCCCUUCCAGACUCACGAGCCAGACAAGAGUAUUCUUCUAGUUUAUUUUUUAUAAUCUAUCUGUUAUUCACAAAUGAAUGUUCUAUUUAAACCUGUUUCUUUAUGCUUUGCCAUGACUAUAAAAGGUGUUUUGUGUCAAUUUUAUUUUCUAAUAGCUGGUUAUCCCCAAAUCAUGCUGUUCUUAUUAAAAAUUAUGGUACUACUACAAUAGAUUUCAGCUAAAUAACCAACUUUAUAGAUCUAAAACCUGUGUUUCGUGAGUGAGUGUGUUGGGUUCUUUUUUAAAAUACCCAUUCAGAAUGAAAGCCGACGUUUUAUGAAUGACCAAGGCACGCGUCAUUAUACUUCAUCAUACUGCGAUUCAAUAUUGGGGCUGGCUCAAAUCGAAUUUUUAUUUUGUGCAGCUCCACUCUAAAUGAGCACCUGA